Messenger RNA from Cyanistes caeruleus (blue tit), 5094 nucleotides. The record is from RefSeq and is a predicted model, not a curated record. NCBI's taxonomy places the organism in Eukaryota, Metazoa, Chordata, Aves, Passeriformes, Paridae.
AUCAUGUGUGCCAGUGGUGACACUAUCAGGAACAUCAUGUUGGCUGCUCAUCGGCAAGGAAUGACCAACGGGGACUAUGCUUUCUUCAAUAUUGAACUCUUCAACAGCUCAUCAUAUGGAAAUGGCUCUUGGAGAAGAGGAGACAAACAUGACCUUGAAGCCAAGAAAGCAUAUUCAUACCUCCAGACUGUCACUCUUCUGAGGACUGUGAAGCCUGAGUUUGAGAAUUUUUCCCUGGAGGUGAAGAGUUCUGUUCAGAAGCAAGGUCUUCAUGAAGAUGACUAUGUGAACAUGUUUGUGGAAGGAUUCCAUGAUGCUAUUCUUCUUUAUGCUCUAGCUUUACAGGAAGUCCUGAAGAUAGGUUUCAGUAAGAAAGAUGGGGAAAAAAUUGUUCAACAAACACGGAACAGAACCUAUGAAGGCAUUGCAGGGCAGGUGUCCAUUGAUGCCAAUGGAGACAGAUAUGGGGAUUUCUCUGUGAUUGGAAUGACAGACCCGGAGGCAGGCACACAGGAGGUGAUUGGGGACUACUAUGGGAAGCAGGGGCGAUUUGAAAUUCGAUCGAAUGUGAAAUACCCGUGGAACCACGGCAGGCUGCGACUAGAUGAAAGCCGAGUUUCAGAGCACACAAACAAUACACCAUGUAAAUCAUGUGGUCUAGGAGAAUCAGCAGUUACAGGAAUAGUUGUGGGCGCCUUGCUUGGAGCAGGAUUGCUAAUGGCUUUUUACUUCUUCAGAAAGAAAUACAGAAUAACUAUUGAGAGACGAACUCGACAGGAGGACUGUAACAUGGGGAAACAUCGGCAGUUACGUGAAGACUCCAUUAGAUCUCAUUUUUCUGCUGCAUAAAGAAGAAGCUGAAAAAGAAUCCCAUUCUUCCUAGGGAAAAGAAAGAAUCAGAGAAAAGGACACAACCAAAGACAUCAGUGUAAAAAGAAGAGGCUCUUGAAGAACUCACUCUUUUAAGCAGUAAUUUUGUCUUAAUUUCUUUCAGAAGCUCAGGAAUGAUUUACUAAUCACAUUAUGCCGCAUGGCCUUUCAUCUCAUGAGAAAAAAAAAUUAUGCAGUUUGAUGUUAUAGGAUGUACUUAAUAUGUAAAGACAAUAUUUCCUAAGGCUAUUAAUGCUAGCAGAUCUUGGCUGAUGGGGAAUGCCUCAUUUUGUUCCCUUUUUUUUUUUUGUUUUAAUAUUUUUUUUUUUAUUAGCUUCUACCACCUUCUUCCAUAUUUGCAUCUCACCCAUGGGUAUCAAAUAUGGUUUCAGAGGCACAGGUGCUGGCUGCUGUCAAAAGGUAAAAAGGGAUUCGUUUGGGGUAUGAUCCUGCAUCACUGAAUCACUGACAUAGAUAACAGGGGAUAUGAAAUUUGGUGUACGGGCCUUAGUUCUGGGAGGGAACUGGCACUUGGUUGUAAUUAUUUCCACUGAGAAAGUCAGGCAGGUGGAAACACACAAACCAUUCUUUCCUUGUUUGUGUGGCAGCACAGUCAAAAGCACUGUUUCUCCCUCUUAGCUGGUGGGACUUAGGAAAAUCUCCAGUGAAGGAUGAGGAGUUUCACAUGUGUAAAAUAGUGACAGCAAAGACAGUCACAUCUCUGGAGAGGACUGAUUAAUUCCUCAGUCUUAUAUGUGCUUUGUCACACUCUUUUCUGUCCACUGCCAUGACUUUCCAGGGGGGGCAGAUGUAGUCCAUGUUGAGCCUGCUCCUGUUCCCAGUGAAGUCAAUGGCAAAAUCCCGUUAACUUCACUGAGCACGGGACUGCACCCAUAACUGUAAAUAUGAAAGUAUUUGUAUAGCUGAUGCAAUUCAAAAGGGGAUUUUUUUUUUUGUAUGUAAAAAUGACAUUUCAUGCUACCAUUUUAUUUUUUAGGAUAUUUUUAAUCUUGUAUUUUUCUAUUAAAGUAUCUAUUUUUGCUUUGGUAGGAUCAAAAAUUAAGGAAGAGGAUGUUUUGAAGACUUAUUUUUUAUGAUAGGAGUAAUAUGCAGGGAAAGUCAACAGCUGUAAAGACACUUUAGAACCAGUAUUUAGGGGAGGAGAAAUGAUUUUGUGGAUGGUAGUAGACUUUUUACCCCACAUUUUUCUCCAGGCAUGUGCAACAUUCAAAGAGUUACUUAAAAAACACAAAUGCAGUUAUUGAAUUGUCUAUGUGAUGAUCACCCUGAUGCUGUAAAUAAUGCAUUUUUCACAUGUUUAAGAGUCCUAUAGAAGUGAGAUUUAACUAUCCAUGUGUGUACAAUUAAACACCCAAGGAACUACCUUCAGGAGUCAUGUGUUAAAACACUAUUUGAGGCUGACUUUAAUCCUGCUGCCAUCAGUAUCCCUGGAAAUUUUGCCAUUUAUUUUACUAGGAGCAAAACUGAAUCUGUGUUGAAUUAGCUACUGACAGGUUAUUUUAUACUAGACAAAGGAGAGCUUUGCACUUUCUAGUCUACAAAUGAACAGUACUUACUGUAAAUGUGAUGAAGACGACCCAUAAAAGUAUUGCCAGUGGGGAUACAGAGCUGUAACUAUGGUUCUUAAGAGUCCAUUAAAUAUUUUGGUUUAUUCUAUUCUGAUUUCAUAAGCAAAGCUUUCUGGUCUCAGCAGCUCUAGUCGGACUUGAAAGUUAAUCUCAAAACUGUCUCUAAAGCAUGAUUUCUACAAAACUUCUGUGCCCUAAAAAGCCAGACUACCAAUUCUGAGAAACCACUUGAGACACCUGGGAGUGAGGAACAAGAACUUUACUGUGCCUGCUUUCUGCUGCUUUUUAUUUCUUGUUGGACAUGUAUUUUUUCCUUAUUCAGUUCACUUUAUUCUUAGCCUAUGGAGGGUUCAUCAUCACCUGCCCUUGUGAUACACUGUCCUAUGUCCCAGGCAGCCACAGGGCAAAGCUUCGUGGCUGUCAGGGCAGCUCCAGUACAGGAAGUCAAUUUCCAGCACCCCAUUUCCCAGUCUGGGCCUGUGUCCCUUCUACAAAGGUGCUUUAGCCAAAGCAGCACUGAUCAGGACACUGAAAGGACAGUUUUCAGAAAUAUUCUCCUUAUUUUCUGGGCACCAGAGAAGGAUGGUAUUCUCUUUAUAUCAUGGGCACCAGAAGUAGGCUACAGCAGCAAUCAUACUGCUAUGGACUUGGAGAGGAAAAAAGACUUCCUGAUUAUUUUCUGGAUUUUUUUUCCCCCCAAGCAGUUGAGUUUAUCUAGCCCCUAGGCAAGCUUAAGGCUUGGGACAUUUUUUUAGAUACUUCUCAAAUCAAUUUUGAUCUACUUCUGGUUUUGAAAAUAGGCCUUUCAGGAUUUUGACUUUAUUUUACCCAUUAUGAUUACUAUGCCACAGAAAAAAGGCAAGGAAAAUUUUUAAAUGUGUGGAGAAAAGAGGAUAUGAUUAGAAGCAUAAGCUUUUUUGGAAAUUAUUUUUGUUGUGACUUGCUUUGCAGUAUGCACUAAUACUCAAACAGUGGCUAGUUAGGAAUCAAGACAUUUGUGUAGAUGUGCAUUUUUCCUCUGCCAUGCACAGCUGAGUCACACCAGAAGACAGGGAAUCUGGCUGGGACAAUAAAUUCUCAGGACAGUGUAUUUAUUAUGUCAUUUUAUGAUACCUAUAAAAAAAAGAAAGUAUAGUGAAAGGUCAUUUUUAUAAUAAAAAAAAUAUUAAUUCUGAUCCUUUAGAACUCUUGCUUAGGGUUUUAAAUCAUGACCUCAGGAAGUGUUUCUUUGAUGUCUGUUGUUGGAUGCUGACCUAGGCUUAGCCAAAACUGCAUCCCAGCACCUCCCAAGGGGUGAACCUUCUUUGCACCUUAGAGCAUUUUGGAUCAAUGGGGUUUAAUGUUUGCAAAUCAAUGCACACAAAUGUAUGCGUUUUUCCCAUGGAAGUGUGGAGAUCAUUUAAGACAUUUCACCUAAGUAGAUUCCUUCACAGCAUAAAUAAACUUGCUCUUCUUAGCUGCCUUUCACAGACCUUUUGCUAAUAGUUCCCAAGUCUUCCAUGGACCAUAGAUCAGAAGCUGCCUUAAGUUUAGAUUAUUCAGCAGAGAGAUUCUUUACUGGCUAAUGCACUUUUCCUUUCUGGUUCAUCUGCAUUAGCUCAAUGCCACAAUGUUUAGGCUCCAAACUCUGUAAGGGAAUGUGUAAUCAAAAUAAUAAUAAUUGAUUAUCAAAAGAGCUUUCAAAACCUACAUUUUUGGCUUCAACAAAUUGCCCAUAAUACAAAUAUACAUCUGUAUUACAGAGAAGCACAAGGAGACCCUUGACUCAGCUCAGCACUUCAGAACACACUUAAAAUAUGCUCAACUUCAGCUUCUAAGUGCUUUGCCCACUUGGGACCAAAGGGUAUGACCCUGGCCAUGGCUGAACCAAAGGGAGAUUGGCCGUGUGCUUGAAUUUAAGAAAGGCUGGCUAUGUAUAUUUAUUGCUAAAUUUUACAGCUGUGCCUGUUAUAUUGAAAUUGAGCUAGUGGUUCAUACUCAGUUUGUCAAAGUUUGACAAAUUCUGCUAAUUCAGUAUUUAUUAAAAUUACUAAACAGUCAUCAGCUUAAUUUUUGAUUCACCUCAGAAUCCUCUUCCUGAGGGUUCUAUGGACAGUUUUCCUGCCUUUUUACCCUCAUAACUUCAACACCCAGGCUUCUACUGCAAUUGACAAAGAUGAAGCAGAACUUUCUGAAGUAUUGUGAUUUAGUUUCCUGAAACCCACGGCUGCAGAGUCAGAUGUCUAGGUCCUGUGCCACUGGUAAUUCUGAAACCUUUGUUUAUGGACAGUUUGUGUGUUCUGAGUUGUCUGUGACUACUACCAUCCCUGGUUAACUACCAGCUCCUGCUCUAGUAUGCUUCAUUGAAGACCACACCCAGCGGAGCUCUGAAAACAUUCAGUCUUUGCUAAAACUUGUGAGUGUGAUUGAGAGCACCUUGGAAGAUUGUGGACAGAAUUCAGUUUAUUAAAGAGUUGUAUUAAUUAAUUUCUGAAAAUAAACCAUGUUGAUCUAUUUUCAAUUUGCUCUUAAGCAAUGCGCCAUUGCAUUAUUGGGAGUAUUUUAUUGGGGUUUUCCAGUGGAGAGUUAUUAAGGUGUAGCUAAUGCUUAGAAAACAUUUGUGCUGGACAAAAUAAAGAGUGUUCUCCCUGACAUA